Ixodes scapularis (black-legged tick) is the source of this 4617-nucleotide messenger RNA. It is a transcript of the gene Nc73EF, whose product is annotated as 2-oxoglutarate dehydrogenase, mitochondrial. The record is from RefSeq and is a predicted model, not a curated record. Gene Ontology annotation, cellular component: mitochondrion; oxoglutarate dehydrogenase complex. NCBI's taxonomy places the organism in Eukaryota, Metazoa, Arthropoda, Arachnida, Ixodida, Ixodidae. Bases 107 to 3214 code for a protein of 1035 amino acids. Gene Ontology annotation, molecular function: thiamine pyrophosphate binding; oxoglutarate dehydrogenase (succinyl-transferring) activity. Gene Ontology annotation, biological process: tricarboxylic acid cycle. The transcript is spliced from 22 exons.
UGACGAGCUGACGUCGAAAGUUUUCCACCUUUUCCACCAGCAGCACCGCGAGGUUGUCGUCGGAGAAGUGUUUUUCGGGAGGUCGUGUACUUUCCAUUCAUUCACGAUGGAUCGUGCCAGGACCUUAAUGUCGACGUUGACGCCUAUCACCAGGGCUGCCCUAGCCCAGACACCGUCGGGCACGGCCGUCGUGCGACUGCUCAAGGGACGCUUUGGCUUUGAUCUAGGCGCCAGCCUGAUGCCCGUCCGAAAGUAUGUGACCCGCGCCGCGGCCGAGCCGUUCCUCAACGGCAGCUCGUCGGUGUACGUCGAGGAAAUGUACAAGGCGUGGACCAAGGACCCGUCCAGCGUUCACAAGUCGUGGGACGUGUUCUUCCGCGGCGCCUCCUCGGGUCUGCAGCCGGGGGAGGCGUACCGAUCGCCGCCAUCCCUCUACAUGGCCCCCGGAGCAGCACCGGCGGCUGCAAGGGUGACCUCGGCUGCCUUGACUGCGCCCGCCGCGGUGCCCGCUGCCCUGCCCAGUGCCCAGGCUGCUCCGAGGGACAUCGACGACCACCUCUCCGUUCAGGCCAUCAUCCGGUCCUACCAGGUGAGGGGCCACUUGGCCGCCAAGCUCGACCCCCUGGGCAUCGUCACGGCCUCGUCAAACUCUCCCCUAAGUCGGGAGGAGCUACACACCCCCGAAGUGGUGCUCCGAAAUUACAAACUAGAGGAGAAAGACAUGGACCGGCUGUUCAAACUGCCUUCAACCACCUUUAUUGGUGGAGAGGAGGCUGUCCUGCCCCUCAGGGAGAUCCUCCGUCGGCUCGAGAAUGUCUACUGUGGAAGCAUUGGUGUGGAGUACAUGUUCAUCAACGACCUCGACCAGUGUAACUGGAUUCGUGAAAAAUUCGAGUCCCCGGGAGUCAUGAGGCUGAGCAAGGAGCGGAAGAGGCUGCUGCUUUCUCGAGUUGUGCGCUCCACAAAAUUUGAAGAGUUCCUUGCGAAGAAAUGGGUGUCCGAGAAGCGGUUUGGACUGGAGGGCUGCGAAGUCCUCAUCCCUGCCAUGAAGACGAUCAUUGAUCGGUCAAGCGAGCUCGGAAUUGAGAGCAUUGUCAUGGGAAUGCCACACAGGGGCCGUCUGAACGUACUUGCCAACGUCUGUCGAAAACCGCUGGAGCAGAUCUUUACGCAGUUCAGUGGACUGGAACCAGCAGACGAGGGUUCUGGAGACGUCAAGUACCACCUGGGCAUGAGCCACGAACGUCUGAACCGCGUGUCGAACCGAAACAUCAAGCUAGCAGUCUGUGCCAACCCCUCUCAUCUCGAGGGUGUGGAUCCUGUGGUACAGGGGAAGACGCGUGCGGAGCAGUUUUACCGUGGAGACACGCAAGGCAAGAAGGUGAUGAGCAUUCUCCUGCACGGUGAUGCCGCCUUCGCUGGCCAGGGCGUGGUCUACGAGACCUUCCACUUGAGUGACCUGCCUGACUAUUCAACCCAUGGGACCAUCCACAUUGUGGUCAACAACCAGGUUGGCUUCACCACAGAUCCCAGGGUGGCGAGGUCGUCUCCCUAUUGCACCGACGUGGCGAGGGUGGUGAAUGCCCCCAUCUUCCACGUCAACGCCGACGACCCGGAGGCCGUCGUCCACGUGUCGAACGUCGCGGCUGACUGGCGGAGCCGUUACGGGAAGGAUUGCAUCAUCGAUCUGGUGUGCUACCGUCGCAAUGGCCACAACGAGGUGGACGAACCCAUGUUCACCCAGCCACUCAUGUACACCAAGAUCCGCAAGCAGGCUACAGCCCUCGACAUCUACGCACGCAAGCUGCUGGACGAGGGUGUCGUCACCGAGAAGGAGAUCGAGGAUGAGAAAGAGAGGUACGAUGGCAUCCUGGCCGAAGCGUACAAGAAUGCAGAGAAGGAGGGAAAAUCCUACAACCGGGACUGGCUCGACUCUCCGUGGAGCGGGUUCUUCGGGGACCGGGACCCGAUCAAGUGCGACCCGACGGGCGUCUCGGAGGAGAUCCUGCGGCACGUCGGGGUGGCCUUCUCGUCCCCCCCACCGGGCAACUUCAAGAUCCACCCAGGCCUGAAGCGCAUCCUCAAGUCCCGUAUGGAGAUGGUGGAGCAGAAGCAGGUGGACUGGGCCCUCGGGGAGGCCAUGGCCUUCGGCUCCCUGCUCAAGGAGGGUGUGCACGUGCGGCUGAGCGGCCAGGAUGUCGAGAGGGGCACCUUCAGCCACCGGCACCAUGUGCUGCACCACCAGACCAUAGACAAGACCACCUACCGGCCCCUGUGCCACCUGUGGCCGGACCAGGCGCCUUACACGGUGUGCAACAGCUCCCUCUCGGAGUACGGAGUGUUGGGCUUUGAGCUGGGCUUCUCGAUGACUAACCCGAACGCCCUGGUGAUGUGGGAGGCCCAGUUUGGGGACUUCAUGAACACGGCCCAGUGCAUCAUUGACCAGUUCAUCAGCAGCGGGCAGGCCAAGUGGGUGCGCCAGAGCGGCCUCGUCAUGAUGCUGCCCCACGGCAUGGAGGGCAUGGGUCCCGAGCACUCUAGCGCCAGGGCAGAACGUUUUCUUCAACUCUGCAGUGAAGAGUCCGACGUGUUUCCCACCAUAGACGAGGACUUUGCAAUGAGGCAGCUAAACGACAUCAACAUGAUUGUGGUCAACUGCACGACGCCGGCCAACUAUUUCCACGUGCUGAGGAGGCAAAUUGCACUUCCGUUCCGGAAACCUUUGAUUGCUCUGACACCGAAGUCGCUACUCCGGCAUCCAGAAGCGAAGUCUCAUUUCAACGAAAUGACUGAAGGCACGUCGUUCCUCCGCCUGAUCCCGGAUGAGGGUGCCGUCAAGGGCAACCCGAAUGCAGUGAAGCGGCACAUCCUGUGCACAGGCAAGGUGUACUACGACCUGACCAAGGAGCGGAAGGCCCGAAACCUCGAGGGAGACGUCGCCAUCUCCCGCGUGGAACAGCUCUGCCCGUUCCCGUUCGACCUGGUGAAGCAGGAGGUGGACAGAUAUCCCAAUGCCGACAUCUGCUGGGUCCAGGAGGAGCACAAGAACCAGGGCUACUGGUCCUUCAUCCAGCCCAGGCUCCAGACUGUCACGGCCAACCAGAUGCCCAUUCAGUACAUUGGACGCAACGUGUCUCCUUCCACUGCCACCGGAAGCAAGCACGUCCACAAGAAGGAAUUUGAAAAGCUGCUCAACGACUCCUUCUCUGUCUAGUAAUUCCUUUCCCCCGAAGCUGCUCCCCCCCACGUCUCCACCACCUUCAACGAAAGCAUUCUCUUUUCCCUGUCUUCUUGGGUCGCUUUGGUGUGCUGUUACAGAGAAGAUGCCUUGCCUCCAGCAUGAGUAAAUUGAAGGCCAGCUGCACCUCCUGCUCACUCUGGCUGCAAUGAACCAAAGCCAAAAAUUAAAAAAGGAAAAAAAGAAAAAAAAAAAAAGCUUGGGGCAGGGGUUGCAGAAAGCCUGAGAUAUGUGGGUGUUUGUUAAUGAUUUUCUCUCUACAUGGUCAUUUGCUGAUAGCAUUUUCAUAUGCUAUUUUUUGACAAUGUAGGCUGUACAACCACCAUCAUUUUGCAGUUAUACUGUGACUUCAGUUAUUUUCAUUUUCUUUAAGCAUGCUAGUGGUUGGCGCUCUAGAGGUUAGGUAACCACCGUGGUACAGUUUUGUUCCCCAACUUAGGAGCUGUUUUGCACCUGAGUGUUGGUUAUUGGUUUACUGGUAUGCUAGCAGUUAGUUUCUGUGGCCUGGCUUGUUUAUAGUUAUUCCUUCUUUAUAGGAAUAUUGCAUUGCAGUAUUUAUGGUAGCCUUCGUUUGCCUUUUGUUUGCAUUUUAUUGGAGUGGUGAAGUUGACAAUUCAAAGUAAUAUUUACCAACUGCAGUAUGGCACGGCAUACAAAUUGUUGAGCUGAGCUUUGAGUUGUUGCCAACUUUGCUGUGGACAUGUGCUAGACUUGCUCUAAUUCCGCUGUUUUCUCUUCUGCAGUUAGUAGAACCACUCGAGUUGUAGCCAUUUACUGCUUUAGCACUUGGAAUGCAGUUUUCGAAGAUGCACCCAAAGGCGUCUUUAGCAGCAAACUGCAAUAGUGGCCUAAGUUACGCAAACACCAUUAGUUCUGAAGUACAGUAAUAGAUAUGCAGUAAGUGCCACCUUGCCGAGCAAGUUCAUACAGUGCUGCAUUUUUAAUGCCUGUGAACUAUAGGAAUGCUUGUGAUAACGGUGUACAUAGCUUGUUAUGUAUAUCUUUAUGUGUUGUUUGGUGGAUACAGCAAGCAGAUAGAGUAAUAAGUGUAGUCCUUAUUUUUAUUCAAAGCAAUUAUAACUUGAUUUGAAAUAUGUAGUGAACUUUGGAAGAAUGUCCUUUUGUAGAAAAAGUAUAGUUAGCUUCAGGGCUUGUUAGGAGAGAGUCAGUCAUUCAUGGUCAUUGCAAAUAACCUUUCGUUAAUUUAUACUUGUUCUAGUUUUAGGUUUUUAAGGCAUUUGAUGCAGCCUUCUUUUGUCAGCCUUUUCCAAAUGGCAGGAUUUGUUGUUGCCACAUUUUUAAUUUGUACUUGCAAGCUCAGAAUUGCUAGAGAGCAAUGAUUUUGUGCACAAUAAAACCAAAUAGAUCUGCUGUUUUCA